Pelagomonas calceolata is the source of this 889-nucleotide messenger RNA. The record is from the annotation of a GenBank genome assembly. NCBI's taxonomy places the organism in Eukaryota, Pelagophyceae, Pelagomonadales, Pelagomonadaceae.
GGCUCGCGUGGAGGUGUGUGAGGGACCUCAGCGAGCAAGCCGGACUCGUUUUGGCAUCUCAGCUUCACGGCUGAACAGUCGCCAAACUCGCUUGCGCUCGCGAGACAGCUUUGCAUCACUGCUUUGACCAGGGCAAAGGACAAGCUGUACUCCACGAGCGUUUGCGAAGAAAGCGUCAAAAACACACGUCACAUAUUGUAUCACUGCCGCGGCGACCGCGGCGAGCGAUUUUGCUCUACGCGACGACACACGAGCAGAAGCAUGGCGCUCGCCGGCCGCGGCUUCCUGGCCUGGUACAACGCGCGCCUCACGAGCCACCCCUACAGCGUCAAAGCGUUCGGGACCGGCGCGACCUACGUCGCCAGCGACUGCACGGCGCAGGCCAUCGAAGGCGAGAAAGACAAAACUGUGCAGGACCGCGCCGCGCGCGCGCUGAAGUUCGGCGCCGUCGGCUGCUUCUGGGUCGGGCCACUGCUCACGUACUGGUUCAACGUCAUGGAGCGCUUCCUGCCCGGGCGGGCGCCGGCGCGCGUCGCCGCGAAGCUCGUGAUCGACCAGGUGCUCCAAGGGCCCUUCAUGAUCGGGUCGAUGUUCGCGCUUUGUGCGGCCGCGAACGGCGCGUCCGUGGACGCGAUCCAGAACAAGCUCGAGGCAGAACUCUGGCCGACCUGGGUCAACUCCGUGAUUGUGUGGGGGCCGGUACAAAUAGGACAGCAGACGCUCGUGCCCCUCAAAUACAGGGUGGCGGUGGCGAACGGCGUGUCCUACGUCUGGGAUACGUACCUGUCCCUGAAGAUGAUGCCGCCGCCGGCCGAGGCGGGCACGGACAAGGCUGCAAAGCCAUCGGCGCUCGUGCGGCGGCGGACGAUUGUUUAAUUUAUAUGUUGUG